AUGCCUCCGGAGCAUCUGCGCAAGAUCGUGAGGGACAUUGGAGAUGUGUCGCAGAAGAAGUUCAGCGCGGAUAAGCGAAGCUACCUGGGUGCGCUGAAGUUCAUGCCACAUGCAGUGCUCAAACUACUAGAGAACAUGCCUAUGCCGUGGGAGAGCAGCAGAGAAGUCAAGGUGCUAUAUCACGUCAAUGGCUGCUUGACGCUGGUCAACGAGGUGCCUAGAGUCAUCGAGCCUGUCUUCCACGCGCAGUGGGCGACGAUGUGGGUUGUCAUGCGAAGAGAGAAGAGUGAUCGACGACACUUCAAGCGCAUGCGAUUCCCACCUUUCGAUGAUGAGGAGCCGCCACUGUCUUGGAGCGAGAACAUCGAGGAUGUGGAACCUCUGGAGCCAAUCCAGAUGGAGCUCGAUGAGAAUGAGGAUGAGCCUGUUUAUGAGUGGUUCUACGACCAUCGACCGCUCUCAGAUUCUAGCCACGUCAACGGACCGAGUUAUAAGGAGUGGAACUUGUCGCUAACACAGAUGGCCACACUGCACCGAUUGAGUAAUCCGCUGCUUUCAGACACGACGGACAAGAACUAUUUCCACCUCUUCGAUAUGCCGGCAUUUGCCACUGCGAAGGCGUUAAAUGUGGCCAUUCCAGGUGGACCACGGUUCGAACCUUUGUAUAAGGACAUCGACCCGAAUGAUGAAGACUUUGGCGAAUUCAACGCGAUCGAUCGUAUCAUCUUCCGCGCGCCCAUCAGAACCGAAUACCGAGUCGCGUUCCCAUACCUCUACAACAGCUUGCCACGUAGCGUCAAGUUGGGGAUCUACAGCUACCCACAGACUGUCUACGUCAAGACUGAGGAUCCCAACCUUCCUCCCUUCUACUUCGAUCCGGUCAUCAACCCGAUCUCCUCGCGAUCGGUAGCACCAAAGAACCUCACGAUCAGCCACGAAGACGAAAUCUUCGGCCCUGGCAACAAUGAAGAGUCCGAUGAAGAGGAUGGUGGCUUCAGUCUCCCUGGAGAGGUCGAGCCAUUCUUGGAUGACCACGACUUAUACAAUGAUGACACAGCGUCCGCGAUCGCCCUUUGGUGGGCUCCAUACCCCUUCGAUCGCAGAUCAGGCAAGAUGGUGCGCGCACAAGAUGUGCCGUUGGUGAAGCAGUGGUACUUGGAGCAUGUACCGCAAGGCCAGCCCGUGAAGGUGAGAGUGUCUUAUCAAAAGCUGCUUAAAACCUACGUUCUCAACGAGCUGCACAAGAAGCCACCAAAGGCGCAGAACAAGCAAAAUCUUUGCCGAAGUCUGAAGUCCACAAAGUUCUUCCAGCAGACCACAAUCGAUUGGGUCGAAGCUGGUCUACAAGUGUGCCGGCAAGGUUUCAACAUGCUGAACCUACUCAUCCAUCGCAAGAACUUGACAUACCUGCAUCUUGAUUACAACUUCAAUCUGAAGCCUGUCAAGACGCUAACCACCAAGGAACGGAAGAAGAGUAGAUUCGGAAAUGCAUUCCACCUGAUGCGUGAGAUCCUGCGUUUGACCAAACUCAUCGUUGAUGCGCAAGUGCAAUACCGUCUCGGCAAUAUAGACGCUUUCCAGCUGGCGGACGGCAUUCUCUAUGCGUUCAACCACGUUGGACAGCUCACCGGCAUGUACCGAUACAAGUACAAGCUUAUGCACCAGAUCCGAUCAUGCAAGGACUUGAAGCACUUGAUUUAUUAUCGCUUCAAUUCUGGCCCAGUUGGUAAGGGUCCUGGUUGCGGUUUCUGGGCUCCGGCGUGGCGAGUGUGGCUCUUUUUCUUGCGUGGAAUUAUUCCUCUCCUGGAGCGAUGGCUUGGCAACUUGCUUAGCAGGCAGUUCGAGGGUCGUCACAGCAAGGGUGUUGCAAAGACUGUCACCAAACAGCGUGUGGAAUCUCAUUUCGAUCUCGAACUUCGCGCCUCGGUGAUGGCCGAGCUCAUGGACAUGAUGCCAGAGGGUAUCAAACAGAGUAAGGUCAACACCGUGCUUCAACAUCUCAGCGAAGCGUGGCGAUGUUGGAAGUCAAACAUCCCAUGGAAGGUGCCUGGCCUGCCAAAGCCCAUUGAGGAUAUCAUUCUUCGUUACGUCAAGUCAAAGGCAGACUGGUGGGUGUCUGUAGCGCAUUACAACCGAGAACGUAUAAGACGUGGUGCCACUGUCGAUAAGACUGUCGCCAAGAAGAAUCUUGGUCGUCUCACUCGAUUGUGGCUGAAGGCCGAGCAGGAGCGACAGCACAACUACCUCAAGGAUGGUCCUUAUGUCAGCACGGAAGAGGGUGUUGCCAUCUUCACCACUGCUGUACACUGGCUCGAGAGCCGCAAGUUCCAACCGAUUCCUUUCCCAUCAGUUAGCUACAAGCACGACACGAAGAUCCUCAUUCUGGCGCUCGAGAGAUUGAGGGAAGCAUAUUCAGUAAAGGGUCGCCUGAACCAAAGCCAGCGUGAAGAGCUUGCGCUUAUCGAGCAGGCUUACGACAGCCCUGGUACAACGCUGGCCAGAAUCAAGCGUUUCUUGCUAACACAGCGGUCUUUCAAGGAAGUCGGCAUCGACAUGAAUGACAAUUACAGCUCUAUCAACCCGGUAUAUGACAUUGAGCCUAUCGAGAAGAUCACCGAUGCAUACCUUGAUCAAUAUCUUUGGUACCAGGCUGAUCAGCGACGGCUCUUCCCAGCCUGGAUCAAGCCCUCCGAUUCCGAGGUUCCGCCACUUCUUACUUAUAAGUGGGCGCAAGGCAUCAACAACCUGUCUAAUGUCUGGAGUGUGGACGAAGGUGAGUGCAACGUCAUGCUUGAGACCAGACUAGACAAGGUGUACGAGAAGAUGGACAUCACUCUCCUCAACCGUCUCCUCCGUCUGAUCAUGGACCACAACUUGGCAGAUUAUAUCUCGUCCAAGAACAAUGUGCAGCUCAACUACAAGGACAUGAACCAUACCAACAGUUAUGGUAUGAUUCGUGGCCUGCAAUUCAGUGCCUUUGUGUUCCAGUACUAUGGCUUGAUCAUCGAUCUGCUACUGCUGGGCUUGCAGCGAGCUUCAGAAAUGGCUGGGCCACCAAACGCACCGAAUGACUUCUUGCAAUUCCGAGAUCGCGCAACCGAGAGUCGCCAUCCUAUCCGCCUCUAUACUCGAUACAUCGACAAGAUUUGGAUUUUCUUCCGCUUUACUGCCGAUGAGUCAAGAGAUCUCAUUCAGCGCUUCUUGACUGAGCAACCCGACCCCAACUUCGAGAAUGUCAUUGGCUACAAAAACAAGAAGUGCUGGCCUCGCGACUCUCGUAUGCGCCUGAUGAGGCAUGAUGUCAAUCUCGGCCGUGCUGUCUUUUGGGAUAUGAAGAAUCGGCUUCCGCGUUCCAUCACCACCAUUGAAUGGGACGACACUUUCGCCAGCGUAUACAGCCGAGACAACCCGAACCUACUCUUCGCAAUGAAUGGCUUCGAGGUCCGCAUUCUGCCUAAGAUUCGCAAUAUGAACGAUGAGUUCCCCACCAAGGACUCUGUUUGGGCGCUGGUUGACAACCAGACCAAGGAGCGUACUGCGCAUGCCUUCCUUCAGGUCACUGCAGAGGACAUUGCGAAGUUCAACAAUCGCAUUCGCCAGAUCUUGAUGAGCUCUGGAAGCACAACCUUCACUAAGAUCGCAAACAAGUGGAACACGACACUGAUCGCUCUCUUCACAUAUUACCGUGAGGCUGCUGUGAGUACCGUCGAGCUGCUUGACACUAUCGUCAAGUGCGAGACAAAGAUUCAGACUCGUGUCAAAAUCGGGUUGAACUCCAAGAUGCCUUCGAGGUUCCCACCGGCUGUGUUCUAUACACCAAAGGAGCUGGGUGGAUUGGGUAUGAUCUCGGGAUCUCACAUCCUCAUUCCAGCCUCGGACAAGAGAUGGAGCAAGCAGACCGACAGUGGUGUCAGCCACUUCCGUGCUGGUAUGAGCCAUGAUGAGGAGACUCUUAUUCCCAACAUUUUCCGAUACAUCAUUCCGUGGGAGUCAGAGUUCACUGAUUCUCAGCGCGUUUGGACGGAAUAUUCACAAAAGCGACUCGAAGCUAACCAGCAAAAUCGUCGACUGACUCUUGAGGAUCUUGAGGACUCCUGGGAUCGUGGUCUGCCUCGUAUCAACACUCUUUUCCAGAAGGACCGUUCCACAUUGUCCUUUGAUAAGGGUUUCCGCGCGCGUACUGAAUUCAAGCUGUAUCAGCACAUGAAGAGCAAUCCGUUCUGGUGGACAUCUCAACGACAUGAUGGCAAGCUUUGGAAUUUGAACGCGUACCGUACCGAUGUUAUCCAAGCACUUGGAGGUGUCGAGACCAUCCUUGAGCAUACACUCUUCAAAGCUACAGCCUUCGCGAGUUGGGAAGGCCUGUUUUGGGAAAAAGCAUCGGGCUUCGAAGAGUCCAUGAAGUACAAGAAGCUGACAAACGCCCAACGAUCUGGUCUCAAUCAGAUUCCUAACCGUCGCUUUACCCUCUGGUGGAGCCCUACAAUCAAUCGAGCCAACGUCUACGUUGGUUUCCAGGUGCAGCUUGAUCUUACAGGUAUCUUCUUGCACGGAAAGAUCCCAACACUCAAGAUCUCUCUCAUCCAGAUCUUCCGAGCUCAUUUGUGGCAGAAGAUCCAUGAGUCCGUGGUCAUGGAUCUGUGUCAGGUUUUCGACCAGGAACUGGACGCACUUGGCAUUGAAACCGUUCAGAAGGAAACAAUCCAUCCCCGAAAGUCGUACAAGAUGAAUUCGUCUUGCGCCGACAUCUUGCUGUUCGCUUCGCACAAGUGGAGCGUCAGCAACCCAAGUCUGUUGUACGACACAAAAGACAACAUGGGCCUGACUACUACAAACAAGUUCUGGAUUGACGUCCAACUGCGGUACGGAGACUACGACUCACACGACAUCGAACGAUACGUGCGUGCGAAGUACCUCGACUAUACAACAGACAGCAUGUCGAUCUACCCAUCUGCCACCGGUCUCAUGGUGGGUAUUGACUUGGCUUACAACCUUUACUCGGCAUACGGUCAGUACUUCCCAGGCCUCAAGCAGCUCGUGCAGCAAGCGAUGGCCAAGAUCAUGAAGGCCAAUCCUGCGCUCUACGUCUUGCGUGAGCGUAUUCGAAAGGGUUUGCAGCUCUAUGCUUCUGAGAGCAACCAGGAGUUCCUCAACUCGCAGAACUAUUCCGAGCUGUUCAGCAAUCAGAUCCAGCUUUUCAUUGAUGACACUAACGUUUACCGUGUGACUAUUCACAAGACGUUCGAGGGCAACUUGACAACCAAGCCGAUCAAUGGAGCCAUCUUCAUUUUCAACCCAAGAACAGGUCAGCUCUUCUUGAAGAUCAUCCACACCAGUGUCUGGGCAGGACAGAAGCGUCUCGGUCAGCUUGCCAAAUGGAAGACAGCAGAAGAAGUUGCAGCCCUUAUCCGAUCUCUGCCUGUCGAGGAGCAACCGAAGCAGCUCAUUGUCACCAGAAAGGGUCUGCUCGAUCCUCUUGAGGUACAUCUGCUUGACUUCCCGAACAUCAGCAUCCGAGCUUCGGAACUCCAGCUGCCGUUCCAGGCCGCCAUGAAGGUCGAGAAACUGGGAGACAUGAUUCUGCGUGCCACCGAGCCGCAGAUGGUGCUCUUCAACCUGUACGACGAAUGGCUGAAGAGCAUUUCGUCAUACACAGCAUUCUCGCGUCUCAUCUUGAUCCUGCGUGCGCUGCACGUCAACCAAGACAAGACCAAGCUGUUGUUACGGCCAGACAAGACUGUCAUUACACAGGAGCACCACAUCUGGCCGACUCUAUCCGACGAUGACUGGGUCAAGGUCGAAGUGCAGCUACGUGAUCUGAUCCUGAAUGACUAUGGCAAGAAGAACAACGUCAACACAUCUUCGCUUACCAACAGCGAGAUUCGAGACAUCAUCUUGGGUAUGGAGAUCAGUGCGCCCAGCAUGCAGAGACAGCAGGCCGCCGAGAUCGAGAAGCAACAAGAACAGGAACAGCUUACUGCUGUCACAACCAAGACACAGAAUGUGGCUGGCGAGGAAAUGAUCGUCACAACCACAUCUGCUUAUGAGCAGCAGAGCUUUGCCUCGAAGACUGAAUGGCGAACACGAGCCAUCGCUACCUCCAAUCUCCGGACGAGAGCCAACAAUAUCUAUAUCUCGUCUGAGGACAUCCGGGACGACGAGCAUCACUUCACCUACGUCAUGCCAAAGAACAUUCUCAAGCGAUUCAUCGCCAUCUCCGAUCUGCGCGUGCAAGUGGCUGGCUACCUCUACGGUACUUCGCCACCAGACAACAAACAGGUGAAAGAGAUCAAGUCGAUCGUCAUGGUACCCCAAGUAGGCUCAACUCGAGACAUCCAGCUGCCACGCAACCUGCCAGAGAACGAAAUGCUCCGUGGCCUCGAGCCACUUGGCAUCAUUCACACUACUGCUGGCAACGAGACAAACUACAUGACUGCCCAAGACGUCACCCAACACGCCAAGCUCAUGGCUGCGCACCCGUCCUGGGAUCGCAAGACCGUCACGAUGACAGUCAACUUCACGCCAGGCUCCGUUUCCCUUUCAGCAUGGUCACUGACACCUCAAGGCUAUCAGUGGGGCGCUGAAAACAAGGACCUUGGCAGCGACCAACCAGCUGGCUUCCAGACUAGCUUUGGCGAGAAGAGUCAGCUUCUUCUUUCUGACAAGAUCAGGGGAUACUUCUUGGUGCCCGAAGACGAGAGAUGGAACUGGUCCUUCUUGGGAAGCGGCUUCGGCGACCGUGAAAAGGGACGAGUUUACGUCAAUGUUGGUGUACCGAGACGAUUCUAUGAUGAUGUUCAUCGCCCUAUCCACUUCCAGAACUUUGCGGAAUUGGAGGACGUAUGGGUGGACAGGAGCGAUAAUUUGGCUUAGGUCUGGGAAGAAGGAGCUCGUGACGCAUCAGCGAAUGGAGUUCAGGCGCGGGUAUGCGAGGUGGAAAAGGCAGACUUGUGUUUGUAUUGCAUGCAUGAUGAGAUGCAGCAUUGUAACUAUGCGAAAGAGGCACGAUGUGUUAUACCUG
Pseudocercospora fijiensis CIRAD86 is the source of this 7021-nucleotide messenger RNA. RefSeq lists its product as uncharacterized. NCBI's taxonomy places the organism in Eukaryota, Fungi, Ascomycota, Dothideomycetes, Mycosphaerellales, Mycosphaerellaceae. Gene Ontology annotation, cellular component: catalytic step 2 spliceosome; U5 snRNP. The coding region runs from base 1 to 6873 and encodes 2290 amino acids. The transcript has 4 exons. The record is from RefSeq and is a predicted model, not a curated record. Gene Ontology annotation, biological process: mRNA splicing, via spliceosome; spliceosomal tri-snRNP complex assembly. Gene Ontology annotation, molecular function: U6 snRNA binding; protein binding; U1 snRNA binding.